Messenger RNA from Fusarium tjaetaba, 1263 nucleotides. Its product is annotated as kinase. The transcript has 6 exons. Lineage: Eukaryota; Fungi; Ascomycota; Sordariomycetes; Hypocreales; Nectriaceae. Bases 1 to 1263 code for a protein of 420 amino acids. The record is from RefSeq and is a predicted model, not a curated record.
AUGCCACAGUACGGUUGCUGGAAGUACCAGCAUUUCAACGGACGCCCGAAUGGGUCGAAACAGAUUUCCGCCAUAUCGACAACUCGAAACUCCAAAGAUCUGAGUCUGUUGACUAUAUUCGGAGCGAACUGCUACAGUUCUCAGCGGGCAGAAAUAUUGGCUGCCGUACCUGGGCCCUGCAAAUUCCCUCAAGCCAAGCGUGCUGGCAAGAUCGUUGGGAGAUCUCACGCCGCUACAAAGGUCUCGGUGUCGCAUUUUAACCGUACAUGUAACAGCUACCAACAGACCAAGUUCAAUGGAAAGCUCCUCUCAGAGCUGGCCGCUGAGACAUCACGGCGACAAAUUGAUUUUUAUCAGGAUCGGGUAGCAAUGAAGCAAUGUCUUCACGUGUCUUGCGUGCCUGCGCCACCUCCCAGUCAGUCCUCACCUUAUUUCCAAGGCGAAAUGGGCCAAGUCCAUCGAAACAUUCCCUUUGAUCUACGAGGCUCUGACCUGAACCUACCACCAGUUGAAAACUUCAAUCUCAGGUUCUUCGACAACCUUGUCGAUGUGAUUCGAGCUUCUCAUAGCGCUGGAACUUCCUCAGAGUACGAUGUGCGAUUCCUGGAUUUUGGUUCCUUCACUCCCUCAAGCAUCCUUGUGCUUGGGAUCCGUGAGGCGUCAGUCAACAUCCAGAAAUUCGUCAAAGACUUUACAGUCAUAUUUCUACAGACUCCUUUCGCGGAUUCUCUCCCACCUCUUGGCGACUACGCUGAGGUCAUGAAGGUCGACCACCUUGGCCCUCAUAAACGCCCCUAUAGAACCCGCUCAUACUGGUCUCCCUACUCGCAGAGUUCUGGCGACGAGGACGCUCUGGAGUCUCAGCCUGUUACACCCACCAGUGUCAAGAACCAUAUCAAUAUGGCUGCCCCAGGAUAUGCCCAAUUCAUCAAGAAGACGAUGGAUGCUGAUCCGGAUAUAGUGACCAAGGCUGUAGCGAGACAAUUUGCUGAGCUUAUUGAAGCUCCACUGGGAGAACUGGCGAAGACACCGCUAACGAACAAUUCAACCCAGAAAGCAUCACACAGCGAAGCUUCACCAUCGACAAGACGAGAGACAGACCGCAAGUACGACUUCGAAAGGAUCACCUCGAAAGCUAUUCCUUCGUCAAUCUACCUCAAUAUGACCCGACUGAUGGGCCAGGACUUGCAGCACGCUUGCAAUGCAGCGAUAAAGGAAGUUGAGGACAAGGUCGAAAGAGACAGCUCGGCUGUAUUCUGUUAA